UCACCCGUCUCCCUGACACCCUCAGCUCAGUUCGAGACCACUUCCUUGCUCGCUGUCCCACUGAGCUCACAGUCCCCCUCCUAGAGGAGCAGCUGCUCGCGGCCGAAAAGAGCAUUGUAGCUGUCGGUGCUGCUCGUGGCGCUCCUCGCACCCCCAUCUUUGAGGGGUGUUCUCCCUCUCCCCUCGCUCCCUCCUAUGCUACUGCUGCUGCUGUUGACUUCCUUGGUGCUGAGUCUGCUUCUGCUCCUGGUGGGAGGCGCCGCACCGGCAAGGGCAAGGGGGGCAAGGGUGGUGGCUGUGGCGCUGGGGGGGGCGGAGGUGGGGAGGUGGGGGGGGAGCGGGGGAGGGAGCGGUUGUGGAGGGAGCGGUGGCGGGAGUGUCUGGUGGGAGUGGGGUCGGCAGCGGAGGCGGGGGCGGCGGAGGGAGCGGUGGCGGUGGUGGCGGCGGCGGCGGUGGCGGCGGUGGCGGCGGUGGCGGCGGUGGCGGUGGCGGGGGGUAGUGGUGUGGCGGAGGUCGAAGUGGAGGCACUGCUCGGGCCAGAGCUCCAGCCGAGCAGCAGCGUCCCCAGACGACCCAGCAGCUUCACGUGUGGGAGGUUCCACACCCCGUACCGCUGCUUCUCCCGCCUUGACGACGCUUGGCGUGAGGAGAUGGGUGAGGAUGUUGAGCGCCCCCGCUGGGCUGAGCUCAUGAGGGCUGGUGUUGAUGUCUUUGCUCUUGACUAUGAUGCUAUUAUUGCUGCCAUGUAUGCAUUGACUGUUAGUGCCGAGGGAGACUGUUACUUGUGUGUGCCGCCUGAUCCAGGUAUAGAGCCCGCUGCCCUGGGUACUAGUGAGUCUGCUCUCUCUGGUAUGGUGCCCCCUGUACUUGCUCCCUCCAGUACUGUCCCGGCUGUUUGCGAGUCUGCUCUCUCAGGUACAGCACCCACAGAGACUGCUCUCUCAGGUACCGCACUGGCUGAGGCCUGUCACACCUUCACCCUUGACUCAGUCCUUGCCCAGUCCACCACUGUACUCCCUUGUCCGGCGGUUCCGUCUGGCUCGUUGUCGGGUUUCCACCUCCCCUCGUUCUCGACGAACCUGGUGAGCAACGCUGUCAUCCAGGAUCAGUGGGUUGACACCUUUACCCCUGGAGGACAGCGUGUGGCGAUCUGCACGUGCUCCAGGACCGGCCGUCACCUGGCUACGUUUACCCGUCGGCCGGGGUCGAGUCUCUACACACUGACCACUGCGUCUCCUCAGGUCGCUGCUGUCGGUCAGGUGUCUGCGUCUGGUCUGGUGGCCCACGCCUGUGAGUGUCGUUCCCUGUCGCACCAGACUCUUCUCUGGCACCACCGCCUGGGUCACCCCUCCUUGCCACGCCUUCGUGGCAUGCACCGUCGCCACCUUGUGUCUGGUCUUCCCAGGUCCCUCCCUCCCCUCCCUGCCUCGCCUGCGCCGCCUUGCCUUCCUUGCGUCGAGGGGCGGCAGCGCGCCGCUCCUCACUCCUCCUCGUUCCCCCCGACAGAGGCUCCUCUGCAGACCCUCCACCUGGACGUGUGGGGCCCAGCCCGCGUUCGUGGUCAGGGCGGUGAGCGGUACUUUUUGCUGGUUGUUGACGACUACUCGCGUUACACCACGGUCUUCCCCUUGCGCACCAAGGGUGAGGUCCCUGCUGUUCUGAUCCCUUGGAUCCGCACAGUUCGUCUCCAGCUCCGCCGCCGUUUCCGGACGGAUCUUCCUGUCCUGCGUCUGCACUCUGACAGAGGUGGUGAGUUUACCUCCGACCUCUUGAGGACCUUCUGUCAGGCGGAGGGCAUCGAGCAGACCUUCACGCUUCCGGACUCCCCACAGCAGAAUGGGGUUGCUGAGCGCCGCAUUGGCCUGGUCAUGGAGGUCGCUCGUACCUCCUUGGUCCACGCGGCGGCUCCCCAUUUUCUGUGGCCGUUUGCUGUCCGGUACGCGGCGCAUCAGCUCAACCUCUGGCCCCGUGUCUCCUUGCCGGAGACCUCGCCCACACUGCGUUGGACGGGGGAGGUUGGCGAUGCGUCGCGCUUCCGGGUGUGGGGUGCUCGUGCCCUUGUCCGCGAUACGUCCGCGGACAAGCUCUCCUCCCGCACGCUUCCCUGUGUCUUCCUUGGCUUUGUCCCUGACGCGCCUGGCUGGCAGUUUUACCACCCCACCUCGCGCCGGGUCUUCGCCUCUCAGGAUGUCACCUUUGACGAGUCGGUCCCUUUUUACCGUCUCUUCCCCUACCGCACUGCCCCCCUCCCUCCCCCGCCGCUGUUCCUUGCUCCUGGUCCCCCUCCGGUAGACCCCCUCCCCCCUCAGGGUCCUGCUCCUUCAGGUGUCUCUCAGGUAGACCCUCCUCCCGUCGCUGAGCCUGUCGAGGUCACAGGUGACUCAGGUGCUGCUGCGGGUGGUGCUGCUGGGAGUGCUGAGCCUGCGGGUGCUGGGCCUGGGAGUGCUGGGACUGCGGGUGCUGGGGCUGAGGGUACUGUGCCUGAGAGUUUGCCGCCUGGGGGUGCUGAGCCUGGGGGUGCUGCGACUGGGGGUGCUGAGCCUCCGUGUACGGAGUCUGGGGGUGCUGAGCCUGCGGGUACUGAGCCUGGGGGUACUGCUACUGAGCCUACGGAGCCUCGGGUUGCUGCGUCUGGGGGUGCUCCGGUUCGGGGUGCUGAGCAGUCUCUCACACCGCAGCAGCUUCGUGACUGGUACGUCCGGCGCUUUCGCCGUCCUCGUGGCUCGGCUGGAGUUGGGGGUGCUGGAGCUGCUCGUCCUGGGGGUGCUCGUACUGGGGGUACUGGAGCUGCCGGGACUGGUUGUUCUGGGAGCACUACGACUGGAGCUGCUGGAGCUGGGGACUCUGGCGCUGGCGGUGCUAGCGGAGUUGGAGCUGCCGACUCUGGGGGUGCUCUUCCUAGCGGUGCUGCGGACCCUGGGGGUGGCGCUGCUGCUGGUGCUGCGGACCCGCCAGGCGCCACGUGA
Messenger RNA from Closterium sp. Yama58-4, 2966 nucleotides. The record is from the annotation of a GenBank genome assembly. Lineage: Eukaryota; Viridiplantae; Streptophyta; Zygnematophyceae; Desmidiales; Closteriaceae.